Messenger RNA from Rhinocladiella mackenziei CBS 650.93, 1521 nucleotides. RefSeq names its product Sua5/YciO/YrdC/YwlC family tRNA threonylcarbamoyl adenosine modification protein. Gene Ontology annotation, molecular function: nucleotidyltransferase activity; double-stranded RNA binding; tRNA binding. Gene Ontology annotation, cellular component: cytoplasm. The transcript has a single exon. Bases 1 to 1521 code for a protein of 506 amino acids. Gene Ontology annotation, biological process: regulation of translational fidelity. The record is from RefSeq and is a predicted model, not a curated record. Lineage: Eukaryota; Fungi; Ascomycota; Eurotiomycetes; Chaetothyriales; Herpotrichiellaceae.
AUGGACCAGCUUAUCAAAAACCGCGAGCAUCUGGCUUCUCUGCAUUAUUCGCAUUGCAACACGCGAAUCAUCAGCUUGAAAGAUCUUGAUCUGCCUGAAACGGCUUCCGAAGAAGUCUAUCGCCAGAUCUAUCUCAAGCAUACCCAAACGUUGCACAAAAGUCAAAGUCAAAGCCAGAACGCGUCUCUCCUUCGAGAUGCCGUCGAGUCCAUUAAAUACGGCAUUGCUCCACCGGUUGCAUUUCCCACGGAGACCGUCUAUGGUCUAGGUGCAGACGCGACCAAUGAGCCUGCAAUCUCAGGCAUCUUUGCCGCCAAAGGCCGACCGAGUGACAACCCGCUCAUCGUCCACGUUGCAUCUGUAGCACAUCUUGAGCGGCUGACGGGCGAGCCCCUCCCUGAAAUCUACAGAUCGCUGGCUCAGAAAUUCUGGCCCGGACCCCUGACGAUCUUACUUCCAGUACCAAAGGACUCAAAGUUUGCAAAGAACGUCCACCCGGGCCAACCGACCAUAGGUUUCCGAAUCCCGUCGUCCAAGUACGCUCGUUUCUUCAUCGCUUCAACAGACUGUCCCAUCGCAGGGCCGUCGGCAAACUCAUCAGGCAAACCUUCGCCCACGACGGCACAGCACGUCCUUGACGAUCUCCGGGGUAAAAUCAACUUCAUUCUCGACGGUGGACCCUGUGACGUAGGCGUCGAAAGCACCGUUGUCGACGGCCUGCAUGAUCCGCCAUUAAUCCUCCGUCCUGGCGGCGUGUCUCAAUCCGAUCUGAUCUCGCACGGUAAGGAAUUUGGCAAUCGCUUCGCAGAUACAGCGAUUGGAUACAAGCGGCACGAGCACCGCUCCACUAAUACUUCGUCAUCAUCGCCUUCACCUCUGUCAACGGGAUCUUCGGAUUCACACCCCACCCACGUUAGCGUGAGUUACGAAGAAGAUAUGAACGGGGCUCCGCGCGCCCCGGGGAUGAAGUACAGGCACUACGCACCGAAAGGCAGGUUGGUACUGUUUGGUGAAAAUGCGGUCGCGCAGGGCAAGGUUGAGGCGAAACUCAAUGAGAUCAUACAGUCAGUGCCAUGCCAGGAGGACCAGUUGAACGUGGGAAUCAUCUCGUGCCACUGGCCGCCAUUUGCUGGCUUACCGGUCUCAACCUCUUCGGAACCACUUCUGACCGCUAUCUCAACAUCGGUGUACGCGAAUAUCACUUCCGUAGGGAAAUACUCACCGGCCUCCGACUCGAAUCCGAUUUCUGGUGCAACCCCGAUCGAGAAGGGAAAUCUAUCACUUGUGAUAUACAACGUCCACAUCGGCCCUGACAUCGCGACGCUCGCACACUUGCUCUUCGGCGUGCUUCGGCUCUUCGACGACCUCAACUGCACUUUCAUCCUUGCGGAAACUGUGAAGCGUAGGGUUCCGACGCAGGAGCAACAGCACGAGCAGCGAGACAGAGAUACAAGUACACGAGACAUUGAAGAUGCGGUGAUUGAUCGGAUUGAAAAGGCUGCGGCGGAGAGAGUGGAUUAA